Oncorhynchus nerka (sockeye salmon) is the source of this 5141-nucleotide messenger RNA. Its product is annotated as GDH/6PGL endoplasmic bifunctional protein-like. The transcript has 5 exons. NCBI's taxonomy places the organism in Eukaryota, Metazoa, Chordata, Actinopteri, Salmoniformes, Salmonidae. The record is from RefSeq and is a predicted model, not a curated record. Gene Ontology annotation, cellular component: endoplasmic reticulum. The coding region runs from base 901 to 3288 and encodes 795 amino acids. Gene Ontology annotation, biological process: pentose-phosphate shunt; pentose-phosphate shunt, oxidative branch; glucose metabolic process. Gene Ontology annotation, molecular function: NADP binding; 6-phosphogluconolactonase activity; glucose-6-phosphate dehydrogenase activity.
CACAAUUCCAUAUAACGUUAGUGUUUAGACUAGGUUCGAUUGAAUAGUUCGAGUGAGAGGGAUUUGGUAUAGAAACUGACUUUAUUGUGAUUUUAAAUGGACAGAAAAGCUUUUGUUUGGGUAACAUUGUAUCCAUCAACGGCAUGCUGUGGCUAAAGUUAUAAUACAGCUAGCAGGUGGAACUGUCAGACCUAUUGUAUGGGUAUAGAUAGUGAUGGCCAUGCACAUUAGCGCACAUGGUUUUCAAUAGGGGCUUUCACGUGACAUUGCAACGCCAUAAGCUACGGUAGAGAGGACACUUCAUGACAAGUGCAUCGUAUUUGAGGGGGUCUUUUCUUUGUACAUUUUUUGGUUUAUCAGACUAAAUGGAAUAAUUGUAGGAAAUAGCAUCCAUAUGAUUUUUUAUUUCUAUUAUUUCUUGUUAUUUAUUAUUCAAUGCCUAUCCUAUAGUUUGGAUGAAGUGGAUAAAGACACUAGACAGAAGGGGUUUGUUAAAUCAUUUCAAAUUAUAUUGGUACACAUACACAUAUUUAGCAGAUGCCAUUGCGGGUGGGGAAAAAUGCUUGUGUUCCUAGCUCCAACAGUGUAGUAGUAUCUAACAGUUCAGUAUCUAACAGCUAUCUAACAUUAUGAUGGCCUUGAGAUGAAAGGUGUUUUUCAGUCUCUCUGUCUCAGCUUUGAUGCACCUGUACUGACCUUGCCUUCUGGAUGAUAGCGGGGUGAACAGGCCGUGACUCAGGUGGUUGAUGUCCUUGAUGAUCUUUUUGUCCUUCCUGUGACAUCAGGUGCUGUAGGUGUCCUGGAUGGCAGUUAGUUUGCCCCUGGUGAAGCGUUGGGCAGACCGCACCACCCUCUGGAGAGCCCUGCGUUUGAAGGAGCUGAUCUGUGUUGGACCAGAGAAUGUGGAAAGUUGUGUGGGCAACACUCCUGCUCCUGGCCACUGUGUGUGCCCAGAGAGGCUAUGCCAAGGAGACCAAGGGAGCGCCGAAGGUGGGGCACGUGUCAGUGGUCAUAGUGGGAGGUACAGGUGACUUGGCUAAGAAGUACCUGUGGCAGGGCUUCUUCCAUCUGUACGCUAACCAGGUGAGUAGCGGCUACAGCUUCUCCUUUUAUGGCGGAGGCCUGUUACCCAAGGAUAAGGCCACGCCGUUCCUGUUUGAGGCGCUAAAGGGAGUGGUCUGCCCUCGGGAGCUGUCUGUGGAGCGCUGUGCCCUGGUGAAGGAGCAGUUUCUGAAGCUGGCAGAGUAUUGGCAGCUGAAGACUUCAGAGGACUACCAGGCCCUGGGCAAACACCUGACAGAGCAGCUGACGCAGGAGGGCAUAGUGGAGGCCGGCAGGCUGUUCUACCUGUCAGUGCCAGCCUUCGCUUAUGCGGACAUUGCAGAAAGGAUCAACAACAGCUGCAGACCGACCGACGGGGCGUGGUUGAGGGUGGUGCUGGAGAAGCCGUUUGGCCAUGAUUUCAGUAGUGCCCAACUACUGUCCACUCAACUGGGUACCUCCCUCAAGGAUGAGGAGAUGUACAGGAUCGACCACUAUUUAGGGAAGCAGGUUGUCUCUAAGAUUUUGCCAUUCAGAAGGGAGAACAGUAAGCACCUGGAUCCUAUCUGGAACAAGCACCACAUUGAGAGAGUGGAGAUUGUACUGAAGGAGACCCUGGAUGCCAGAGGUCGUAUUCCCUUCUAUGACCAGUACGGUGUGAUCAGAGACGUGAUACAGAACCACCUGACUGAGGUCAUGACCCUUCUAACCAUGGGGCUCCCAGCCAACUUGAGCGACGUGAAGGAGGUCCUCAGGAACAAGCUGAAGAUCUUCAGUGCCUUGCAGCACCUGGACAGGAACUGUGCUACCAUUGGUCAGUACCAGAACUACAAUCUAGAGGUACAGGAAGAACUGAACAAAACAAAGGAGUAUUACAGCCUCACCCCCACCUUUGCUGGUAUCAUGGUGCAUAUUGACAUAGCCCAGUACGAGAAAAUGCCAAUCAUCUUGACCUCAGGGAAGAUGCUGGAUGAGCGCUUAGGCUAUGCUCGCAUUUUGUUCAAGAAUGACAUCUUCUGUGUCCAGAGCCAUAACAGCGUCCACUGCAAGCCUAAGCAGAUUGUGUUCUACUUUGGCCAUGGCACUCUGCAGUACCCAGCCAUUCUUGUGAGUAAGAACCUGUUCAAGCCAGACCUGAUGGACACUGAGUGGAAGGAGAUAACGGAACACAAAGAUGUCAGUGUAUUAGGUAUGCCCAUCUCUGACUACUAUGUGCUGACACCAACGGUGCAGAGAGAGGCUUACGCAGAACUAAUUUCGCACAUCUUCCAAGGCCGGAAGGACAGCUUUAUCAGUACUGAGAACCUGCUGGCCUCCUGGGGUUUCUGGACUCCUCUCCUGCACGGUCUGGCCAAAACCUCCCCCCGCCUGUACCCUGGGGGAGCGGACAAUGGCAACAUGCUGGACUUCAAACUGUUGGGACGGGAGGUGACCUUCGCCAACGAGGCUGUUGUCAUGAUCCCCCAAGACCACAUGGGCGGGUCUGGUGCGGAGAGCUUCCAAGUGAUGCAGGGGAAGUACCGCAGUGCUGAAAUGGUGUCUGCCUGGCCCGAGGAGCUCAUUGUGCGGCUGGCCGCAGACCUGCAGGCUUCAGCGGAGAAAGCGGUAAGGGAGGGCGGCCGCUUCCACCUGGCCCUCUCCGGGGGCUCCAGUCCCCUAGCUCUGUUCCAGAGGCUGGCCCGCCACCACUACUCCUUCCCCUGGAGGGACACCCACGUUUGGAUGGUGGACGAGCGAUGCGUGCCUCUCACAGAGUUGGACUCCAACUUCCGCACCCUGCACGACCACCUGCUCCAACACGUGAAGAUGCCCUAUUUCAACAUCCACCCCAUGCCUGUGCAGAUGAACCAGCGGCUGUGUGUGGAGGAGGAUAGUGGAGCGCUGCUCUAUGAGAGAGACAUCAACCAGAUGGUUAAUGCCUCCAGCUUCCACUUUGUCCUUCUAGGAGUGGGCUACGACGGACAUACCGCCUCCCUCUUCCCAGGCAGCAAGCUUGACGCCCAUGGGGACAGUCUGGUAGCCCUCACCGAGAGCCCAGCCAAGCCUCACCAGCGUAUGAGCCUCACCCUCAGGGCUAUCAACCAGGCCCAGAAAGUAGGUGUGCUGGUGAUGGGUAAGAGCAAACAUGAGCUGGUCACCCAGCUCAGCCGAGUUAAGGACAACCCAAACAAGUGGCCCAUCACUGGUAUCCGGCCGACCAGUGGCAGGCUAGUAUGGUACAUAGACUAUGAUGCUCUUUUAGGAUAGCAAACAGCUGCUUUUGGCUCUGUGAUACUGUAGCAAUGAAACAAUGUACAUUUAAUUGGAAAUUAAUGAUUUGCUGUAAUUUUACUAUUUUGCUGUAUUUUGACCAAGAAUGUAAAGUAAUGAUGAAGGUUCUGUUGAUUCUGGGCACCUUAAAGUAUGGAAGUACAUAUGGUAUACUGGCAUAUAUUUUAUUUUUCAAUAUACAGGAUGUAGGGGUGUGUGUGUGUGUGUGUGUGUGUUUACCAAAUGGACAUCUCAGGAAAGCCAAGUGGAUAUGGAAGUUUGUUCGUCUUUAAUCAUUACUCAUGAUCUGAAUAACUAUUAUAUUUGGUUGUAAAAACAGUAUACAUUUCACAUAAAGCUACCCAUUCCAGACUGAACCAGCAUAGAAUAGUAUUGUUGAAAGGGGACUUUAAAACUGUGAAAGACCAACAAUUUUGGUUCAAAUUUCAUUCAAUCAAAUAUGCCCCUAUGGUAAAUGGAUUUGAACCUUUUGCUCCUAUGGUCGACAGAUAAUGUAGUCUAUAGCCAUGUAUCAUUGUAUUUGCCAAUUUGAAAUAAAAAUGCAUAAUGUACUGUCCAGUACAUUUAAAUGGCAUAAAAAAGCAUAUUAUGAUCCAUUGCUGCCUUUGUUUUAAUCUAUGCUUGUGGAUAAAAAAUAAAAUAACUCAAUUAUCUAAUGUAUUAUUUGAUAUCUAUGUGAAAUGUACAAUUUCCACAGCCUUUGACCCCUAAUGUGUGUAUUCUCCCCUAUGAGCCAGCCCAGUAGUUCCUAAUACUUCCUCUUUUAAAGACAUGCUCCGGUACUUUGGUGACUUAGAAAUGCUUUUUUUAAACCUCUCGCUUUGGGCUGUAUGUGUCAAUCUGUAGAUAGCCACAAAAUCCCUAGUUUGAAAGUGAUUGUUUUCUUGUGCAGUGCUAUUUUCCCUACAUUUCCCCCUCUUGGGCCAGCCCCGUAGCAAUUUGAGUCCUAGCCAAUGAGCUUCAGCCCCUCACAUUUGAGUGACAGCUAGCAAGAGGCCUGGCCGGCAUUAUCCAAUGAGGUUGCAGGGUGGGCCCAACUUCUCAGUGGACACAGCAGAGAACGAGAGAAUGAGCAAUGAUGUGGUGCACAUGUGUUAUGUUGUAUGCAAUUUCCGGGGACUACUUUUGGCUCAUGAGUGCUACUUUCAGAACUACUGGCUAAAAUGUAUCAGAGAAUCUCUUAAUGUGAGUGAAAUGGUGCUUACAAAAUGUCGUACAAGUACAGUGAAAUGCUUAACUACGUUGUGACCUUCCAAAACAAAAGUAAUUUUUUUGAUACUGUGAGUCUAUUCCUUUGAGACAUCCUUCACUGGCAUUCACACAGAUCUGCUCACUGCACAACAUUUGAUUUGAAAGUGUGUAACUAACUUGAGUUCAUAGAUGUUUUAUUUGUGGAUUGAAUUAGGAGUUCCUCUUACGUAAAGGGCCUUUUUUUAGGAUAUCGAAAUGGAUUUCAAAAUGGGUUGAUGAAGUUUAGUUCAACCGCUUCACUGCGUUGCCUUAAUUCAUUUUACGGACAGGUGUAUGUUAAUAUAUAUGUAUUAGCUGAAGGUUAUUUUGCCUGGGAAAAAUAUGUAAUUAGGUUUCACUUUGAUGUUUGCACAUACAAAUGUUAUAACACCUGAUUAUUCUGAUUGCUGUAAGUGAAAGUGUGGUUUGUUCCUUAUCACUCUGAGGUUCAAACAGUCUAUGAAUAAAUUAUUUACAAUUGUUUAUUUUUAUAAAUAUGGGGACCUAAACACCAUUUUUCUACAUACUGUACACACAUGGAAUUAAUGUAACAGUUAAUCACUGUUUUACCACAAGGAAAUAAACUACAGCUUUCACAA